Arabidopsis lyrata subsp. lyrata is the source of this 1255-nucleotide messenger RNA. RefSeq lists its product as uncharacterized. The transcript is spliced from 3 exons. The coding region runs from base 550 to 846 and encodes 98 amino acids. The record is from RefSeq and is a predicted model, not a curated record. NCBI's taxonomy places the organism in Eukaryota, Viridiplantae, Streptophyta, Magnoliopsida, Brassicales, Brassicaceae.
ACGAGAUUACCUACCGUUUAAUCUCAUCUACAAAAAAAAAUCUGGCGUUAAAUCUUAGCCGUUAAAUCCUAUUUAACGAAUUUUCUUUUCAGACACUUUCUCGGCACCCAAUCAGAAUUCAGCUGAGAGAAACGCGUCUCUCAGAUUUCAAUCCUUCACUUUCCCUUUUGUUCUUUUUUUUUUUCCUCGUUAUCGGAUCAGAACAAAAAUUUGAGAAAUUCGAGAUUUUCCUGGAUUGUAGGAUUCGAUUCUUGUCGAAAUUCAAUAUGGGUAUUUCUUGUUUAUGUUAAUCGUUGUCAAAGUUUUGAUCUUUUCCCGAGAAAAUUUGAGAUUUUUCCGUUCGUCUAAUCGAGAGAAAACGCUACCAUUUUACUACGAUCAAACUCAAACCCGAAGCGAAAUUGAGGUUAAUGGUUAGGGUUUAUGAAUGAUCAGGUGGGUUUUGGUAUUUGACAUGAUUUAGGGAACAAAAAGAUCUCUCUCUAUCUUCUCCAGAUUGUUUAGAGCUUUGGGUCUACUUUCCAUAGAUUGAUUUUUAUAAGAUUUGCUAUGGAUACUGCUCGUGGAGAGGGUAAAGAAGCUAAUGGAUGUGAGAAUAAGGCUAUAGUUAGUCUAAAUAGCAGUGAAAUUGAAGAUCAAAUCUCUGAGGAAGAAGAAAGUGAGUCACAAUGUUUAUUGCCUCCAAGGAAAGGAGGUAUGUCGAGAAGCAAUGACAAGAUUAAGAGGACUGUGCAGUGGAAUGACAACAAAGGAGACAAUCUUGCUGAGGUUUUAGUUUAUGAACCAAGCGAAGUUAGCGAUACAGAGGACGAUGAUUCAGAUUCCUGCAUCUGCACAAUUAUGUAGUCCUCCAACCCACAAUCAACCACCAUUAACAUGGAGUUUAACAAUGAGCUCGUCCUUGUAUCUGACUUCUUUUCAGCAAUCAGUUUUUGUGAGGACAGACGAACGAGAACUUAAACGAUUGGACAUCACAAUCAUGCAACUGUCUGAUUUUUGUGCUCAGGACUUCUGACAAGAGGCCAGUCCGAACAAGAGAUGUAGACUCAUAAGCUAUAUCAGAUUGUCUCAUCUCAGUGACAGGAGUGAGUAUAUAGAUUAUUAUUACUGUAUUGUUCAAUAGAAGCUGAUCUUCAAAGCGAAGAUCUUUGAGUGCUGUUUGAUUUGACAGGUUCUGAUAGUAAACUAUGUAUGUGUUUCUGCAACAUACACACUUGUUAUAAGUAUAAUAUGCAGCAAUUCAAUAUUUUUUCUC